AUGAGUGAUCCCAGUAGUGAAGAGGCUCGGGAGCAAAUUCUAGUUGAGAGCCUCUUGGAACUGUCGGGCGAGCAUAGCGUGACACACUACGAACCCCUUCAGACAGUAAUGAUGCAGCCCGUCAAGCCCCGGACUUUUUCAGUUCGGGGCCCUACGGACCGCCCCAGCCACGUUUUCUGGCUUUAUGGUGACGGGGUCCACAGGCAUAACACUCGCACUCUGGCUCACCACAACUUCAAUCCAUGGGCCCUCGUUGUGGUUUACGGUUCUGAUCACAGGCCGCAUGGCCACGGCCAGGCCCGCUCUACAUAA
Messenger RNA from Parnassius apollo (apollo), 312 nucleotides. NCBI's taxonomy places the organism in Eukaryota, Metazoa, Arthropoda, Insecta, Lepidoptera, Papilionidae. The record is from the annotation of a GenBank genome assembly.